AUGGAGCACGUGAACCAGUUUAACCAGAGGAUGGCUAUCCACUCCCAGAAUGAGGCUCUGAUGUGCAAAGUUUUUCCGUCCAGCCUGGGACCUGUGGCGAUGAGAUGGUUCAACAGCUUGAAGACGAACUCCAUAGAUUCCUAUAAGCAACUUACUCAGGUUUUUUGCUCUCGCUUUAUUACAAACAACAGAGUCCCUCGACCCCUAAGUUCGUUAUUAUCCUUGUCUAUGCACGAAGGGGAAACCUUAAAGGCGUAUUUGGAUAGGUACUGGGAGAUGUAUAACGAGAUGGAUGAAAACCACGAUGACAUCGCCAUCAGCACAUUCAAAAGUGGUCUCCCCAUCGAGCAUGGCUUAAGGAAGUCUCUAACUAGUAAACCCGUCACCAACGUUCGCCAAUUGAUGGACCGGAUUGACAAAUAUAAAAGGAUGGAAGAGGACCAGCUACAAGGGAAAAGAAAGGAGAAGAUCAUCCCCCCCAAAGGGAAUGAUUACAGGUUAGAACGAUAUAACAGCAACCAGCCGAGAAGGGAUUUUUCGAGACAAGCUGGACAAACCAACAUGCAAGCGAUUAAUGCCAUAUUUAGAGAGCCGGUGCAACAAGUUCUUGAGAAAGUCAAAAGUGAGCCUUUCUUCAAAUUGCCGAGUAAAAUGGCCGGAGACUCCUCAAAACGCAACCAGAACCUGUAUUGUCAUUAUCAUCAAGACCACGGGCAUUCCACCGAGGAUUGCAGGAAUCUAUGGAAUCACCUAGAUCAGUUAGUCCGAGAAAGAAAGUUACGCCACCUUUUACACCCUUCCAGCGGUCAUCUGGGCCAGGCAGCUCAAGAGCCUUGA
This is a messenger RNA of Quercus robur (English oak), 837 nucleotides long. RefSeq lists its product as uncharacterized. The record is from RefSeq and is a predicted model, not a curated record. Bases 1 to 837 code for a protein of 278 amino acids. Lineage: Eukaryota; Viridiplantae; Streptophyta; Magnoliopsida; Fagales; Fagaceae. The transcript has a single exon.